This is a messenger RNA of Panicum virgatum (switchgrass), 2496 nucleotides long. RefSeq lists its product as uncharacterized. The transcript is spliced from 4 exons. The record is from RefSeq and is a predicted model, not a curated record. Lineage: Eukaryota; Viridiplantae; Streptophyta; Magnoliopsida; Poales; Poaceae. The coding region runs from base 1 to 2325 and encodes 774 amino acids.
AUGGCGCUAUGGCUGCCUAAGAAGAAGGCCGUGCCCAUCGAAGUGAAGGAGUCCAUCAUGGGGUACCUAGUGGAUCACAUCAAUGGCGACCCCGAUGCUGAUGCCUCUCUCAACGACGGCUGGUCGACGCUGCAGUUGGACCUCCUGGAGGUGAAGUACCCGCUGCAAGAGGAGACGAAGAAGAAGACCCCGGUGGGAGCUCGUCGUACGGUGGCGACGACCCUGUCCGGGUACGCUGCGUACCUGGUGGCGUCGGCUCCGGAGCUGUUCGCCGACAGGACGGAGGGCACCAAGCGCGUGUACAGCAACAUGAAGGGCGAGCUCAAGGAGGUGCUGGGAGGGUGUUGGGGGUACCAUGCGUCUUGGCAGGCCACCCGCUUCGACAAGCUGGUCGGCAUCGCACAAGGGCUGCCGGAGGAGGAGACGACGACGGUGCUGCGCAAGGGGGCGAAGCUGGGGAAGAAGCUGAUGGAGAUGGCAGGCGAAGGCAGCGAUGCCGUGCCGAUUUACGCGCUGGCCAUCCUCUUCAACAGCACCAAGAAGCAGGAAUGGGCAGUAUCCACACAUCAUCACAGCAGCGAAAGGGUGCUGUGGGUGCCAAUCCUCUUGGUGCACCUUGGUGGACAGGAUGGCAUAACUGCCUAUAACAUUGAAGACAAUGAACUAUGGAAGCGUCAUGUUGUAACAGCAGUGUCUCAGGUCACCGUUGCUAUCUAUGUGUUGUACAAGUCAUGGCCAUCAGGAUACAGUAUUAGUGCUAUUGAGUCGAUACUUGCAUUGUUUUUGUUCUUCUAUGGGAUUUUCAAAUGCAUACGGAAGCCAUGGGAUUUGAAGAAAGUUAGCAUCAAUAGCCUCGUCGACUCCACUGGUUCGAAAGAAACUGGCCAGAUCAAUUCCCUCCAUGUAUACGUGCGAAGCGCGGUUUAUUAUUUUUGUGGCGGCAGCGAUGAGGGAAAUAACAAUUACAUGACAUUUUGGAACCCAUUUGAUGCAUUUGUAGACCUUGCACCUUCCUAUUCCGAACGACUUUGGAGCCUGAAGGUCUUGGUGCAUAAUCAAGAUGCCGCGCAUCGCUUGGCACAGUCCGCCCUCUCUGUAACAUUCGAUCGACUCUAUACCAAGGAAUCACUGAAGACGAUGCCGCGGUGGUACACUUGUUCCAUUGAUAUUUGCACGAUUAUUCCAUUGGUAUCUGCACUCCAGGUGCUUGUAUUUGUACUCAUAGUCACAUUCCACAUGGACGGCAUAAGAGCUUCUUUCAACCACACUGAAGUCACUAUCACAUUUAUCUUGAUAUAUUGUGCUGCUGUGAUGGAGGCCAUUAUACCUUCAGCCAUGCGUAUUAAGAGCAUACAUGAAUGGUUUAAUCAGCAACGACAUCAGUGGCCUGAUCAAGUUGCCCAGUACAACCUGAUUGGGUACUUGGCUCGAGACAAGAGGCACCCCUGGCUCAAGAAGUUGGCAACACUGCUGUGUUGCAAGGACCUUCUCGAUCAGCUCUGGAGCAUGGCGCCAUCCAAGUCCUCGCCCGACAUCACCAAGCUCAUCCAUGGCUACAUCGCCAGAGGGUGGACGGAGCAUCACAUAAAGGACACACCAACCUACAGGGCCUUCAAUGACAACCGAGGUCAGUGGACACUCAGCAGGGAGGGGUGUGGCGGUAGCCUCGAAUGGAGCCUGCGCAGACCGUUCGACGAGAGUGUCAUCCUCUGGCACCUCGCCACAGACUUUUGCUUCCACCGCACGGUCACUCCUUCCUCCCACGAAGCUGCUCGCCGCUGCAGGGAGAUGUCCAACUACAUGGCGUACCUGCUGUUCGUCAAGCCGGACAUGCUGAUGACCGGGGCCAGGCGCAGCCUUUUCAGAGCAGCUUGCAAGGAUAUUCAGUGCCUGCUAAAUGAGGAUCUUCAGCAGGAUGGACCAGAGAACACACUGCUGGACGACCAGGGGGAGCUCACUCUGAAUAUAGCUCAGCGGGCAAUGAUCACUGAUAACGCACCACACAUCGUUCGUGAGGCUCGGUGGCUCUCGACGUGUCUCAUGGCCUUGCGCAACGACGAUGAGGAGGACAAGAUGUGGAGGGUGAUCCAGGGCGUGUGGGUGGAGAUGCUCUGCUUCUCUGCUGGCAGGUGUAGAGGGUAUCUGCAUGCCAAGAGCUUAGGCAGUGGCGGGGAGUACCUCUCGUACGUCUGGCUCCUUCUCUUGUAUAUGGGGAUGGAGACCUUGACAGAGAAGAUGCAGAGGACAGAGCUACACGAGGACCGUAUUGCGGUAGGCAUGUCAUCAGCGGCUCCUAUGGCGGCCACCAGUGAUGAGAAUGUCUGACCCACAACUUUGAGAGAUUUAAUUUCUUUUCUUCCUAGUAAAGUUAUGUAAUUUCUUUAUUUUUGUCUCAUUGUCUGGGCAAUCAUUUUCAAACAUACGUGUACAUACCUUAUAAGAAAUUUGGACACCAAUUUUUGAAUAUUUUAUUUGAAUGCAUUUCUUUUUAUUUGA